AGACAUCAAAUUUGGGCCAGAAAGCAGAUGCCGAAGAACAAGAAAAACAAUAAAAAACGUGCACCAGCCAGUGCUCCAAAGCCGGCUCCUCCAAGCGCACCACCUCGCCUACUUCAACUGGCUUCUUCCAAUGGAGAGGUGCUGCAGGCAGAUAUCCGUGCUCUCCAGCUCUCCAGCACUAUUUCUACAACUAUCAAAGAGCUAGGAUAUGAUAAAGAAGACUGUGCGGAGAUUAAGCCGAUACCUGUUGAUGAACAUGAAUACACAUUGGAUCUACUGAUUAAAUGGUGUGAUCAACACAAGGGAGACGAUCCAGAGAUUGCAAAAGCCGAAAAAGGCAAAAAGAAAGUCGUCAUUCCGUCCUGGGAUCAACAUUUUUUCAGUGUACUGCCGAUGGGAAACUUGCUAGCUGUUAUUAAAGCUGCCUAUGAUUUGGAUAUUACCGGACUCGUGAAUUAUGGAACCCAAACAGUCGCCAGUCGUAUCAAUGGGAAAAGCGCCGAGGAAAUGCGAGAAAUUUUCCAACUUCCUGAGCCGUGCCAGCAGCCGUCUACAUCCACUGAUACUUGGGCAGAUUGAUCGAUUUUCCAUUUCAAAUUUAUUCAAUUUCACAUAAAGCCGGUCUUAUUGCAAAAGAUUUUUUUCUAUUUAGUGCUGUAUAUCGUUAAAAUUUCAUUGCGUCAAUAAAAGUUCUAUUUU
This is a messenger RNA of Caenorhabditis elegans, 699 nucleotides long. It is a transcript of the gene skr-18, whose product is annotated as Skp1-related protein. Lineage: Eukaryota; Metazoa; Nematoda; Chromadorea; Rhabditida; Rhabditidae. The record is from RefSeq and is marked reviewed. The coding region runs from base 28 to 579 and encodes 183 amino acids. Gene Ontology annotation, biological process: protein ubiquitination; ubiquitin-dependent protein catabolic process. The transcript has 2 exons.